UAAAAUUGUUCCAUUAUGAUGUUUUUGUAUUUAAAUUGAUAAUAUAUAUUUUAUAUUCAAGUCAUUGUGAAUAUACAACAAUACGCCAUACAGACAUAUGUAUUUAAAUUUAAGCAGUUUUUGCACUCUCUACUCUACAUAUUUUUUAUACUGCAAUGGAUACAGAUGAUAAUCUCACAAAGCAGAUUGAAGAAGUUGAGGCUCUCACAUCAAUCUAUGCUGAUGAUUUUUUAAUUGAUAGUGAAACACAUAGGUCAUAUAGCAUUAAAAUUAAGGACAACAAUAAUGAAGUGAUAUUGAGUGUGACUAUGCCAUCAAACUAUCCACUUCAAGCACCUCCUAAGUAUGAGUUCUCAGCUCCUUGGAUGGAUAGAAAAGCAAAAGAAAAUCUUCGUUAUAGUUUAGAGGAAGUUUAUUUAGAAAAUAUUGGUGAAACUGUUAUAUUUCAAUGGGUUGAAAAAAUAAGAGAAACAUUACAAAAAAUAAAGCCACAGAAAGAAGAUAAAAAGGAAAAGGCCAUUGUAGUAGAAACAUUAGAUAUGUCACAGCUGGAAAUAAACUGCCCAGAAAUAACACAUGGUGAAGUUAUUAUUGAUAGGAAAAGCUCCUUUCAAGGUCAUGCAGCUGAAGUACACAGCUUGGAUGAUGUUACGGCAGUCCUCUUUAAGUUGAAACAAAAUAAAAAGAUUCAAAAUGCAACACAUAACAUGUAUGCAUACAGAAUAGAGAGACAAGCAGCCAAGGGCACAACAAUACUUCAAGAUUGUGACGAUGAUGGGGAGUCUCAUGCUGGGGGAAGAAUGCUGCAUUUAUUGCAAAUUCUAGACCAGAAGAAUACACUUGUGGUGGUUUCAAGGUGGUAUGGUGGAAUACAAUUAGGUCCAGACCGAUUUCGGCACAUUAACAAUGCAACUAGACAAGUUAUACAACAAGCAGGCUUGCUUAAAAAAUGACAGUUAAUAUUCUAUAGCACAUAAAUGCGAAAAUUAUUGGCAAUAAAUUCAUGCAUCUAUUUUUAUAGAAAAAUUGCUUAAUGAAAAUCGACUCUUUAUAUUAUACUUGGAUUGUAAAUAAAUUUUUAUUGUUAUA
This is a messenger RNA of Pieris rapae (cabbage white), 1089 nucleotides long. RefSeq names its product protein IMPACT. Gene Ontology annotation, biological process: regulation of translational initiation. Bases 156 to 953 code for a protein of 265 amino acids. NCBI's taxonomy places the organism in Eukaryota, Metazoa, Arthropoda, Insecta, Lepidoptera, Pieridae. The transcript has 7 exons. Gene Ontology annotation, cellular component: cytoplasm. Gene Ontology annotation, molecular function: protein binding. The record is from RefSeq and is a predicted model, not a curated record.